UGUGAUUUUGUGCAGAGGCUUCAGUGAGCAGUGGAGCAGUAGAGCAGACAGCAGCGGCUCUGUGGCUCCUUCCUAACUCUAUGAUUGGACAGAGCGAGUCACGUUGUCCGUGAAGCGGCUGUCAGUCUGAUGCUGCACCAUUGUUCCUGAGGAGCCGGAAGGUUUGCCUGUGAAAGGCACUGCUGUGUGUGCGUCAAACUGAGCCGGUUUGUCCACUAACUCGCCAGGAAUCCGGUACCGCUGGCGUUUUUUUUGUGUGUGUGUAUCUAUAAUUAUACUUUGGUGCAGGAAUUCCGCAGAGGAAGACAGUGACAUGGUUUAGAGAUUUUAUCAAGUCCAUUGAGAGAAAAAGGCGUCACUGAAUUGCUGGAUACAUAAUAGUAACGAAAUGAAUGAAAAGAAGCUGGUCCCUGCAGUUUAACACAGUAUUAAACAAAAGCAGACAUCCCACCCAUGUGAUCUCACAGGCUGCCUCUGCUCUGCUCUACUCCAGUCAGGCUCCUGCUUUUCAGCCGGCUGCAGCUAAUGAGCCUUUGUGUGGCCAGAGAGAGAGAGAGAGAGAGAGAGAGAGAGGGAGAGAGGGGUAGUUAAAGUGAGAAAAUCUGUCAUCUUGCAACAAUAAAGCAUAUGGUACCGACAGUGCAGACUGAGCUGGAAAAUUACAAGUCACUCUCUCUCACACUCCUGCACCUUUUCUUCUCAUGCCCGCGGAGCUGAGGGGUCGCUGCGAGUCAGUGGACUGAAACAACAUGGGAACCUCUUCAUUCAUCAUGUUUCACCUUUUUUGAAUUGCUACGUUUUAUGACUGUGUGGCUGCGCUGACUGUGAGAAGAGGUGAAAGGAGGGACAGUCUGCUGGUGCAGUUGCGGGUGCAGAUGCUGCAGCCAUGAGCGGAAUACUGAAAAGAAAAUUUGACGAGGUGGAAGCCUCCUCCUCCCCGUGCUCUUCCCUGCGGGAGUCUGAUGAUGAGGUCUCCUGCAGCGAGAGUGGGAAUAGCAGCGACAGUGUCAACCCCUCCACCUCAGGACCUUUCACCCCUAAUUCAAUAUUGAAGAGAGAGAAGCGGCUGCGGACGAGGAGGGUGCAUUUCGAAAACGUGACAGUUUACUACUUUGGCCGGCGGCAGGGCUUCACCAGCGUGCCCAGCCAGGGUGGCAGCACGCUUGGCAUGUCCAACAGGCACAGCUGGGUCAGGCAGUACUCCCUGGGUGAGUUUGCCAUGGAACAGGAGAGGAUCCACAGGGACAUGCUGAGAGAUCACCUGAAGGAGGAGAAACUCAACUCAGUCAAACUCAAGCUGACGAAGAACGGCACAGUGGAGUCUGAAGAGGCCAACGCGCUCACGGCAGAGGACAUUUCCGACGAUGAUAUUGAUUUGGACAACACCGAGGUGGACGAGUACUUCUUCCUGCAGCCGCUCACCACGAAAAAACGCAGGGCGCUGCUGCGCUCCUCUGGGGUGAGGAAGAUUGACGUAGAGGAGAAACAUGAACUGCGGGCCAUCCGGAUGUCCAGAGAGGACUGUGGCUGUGAUUGCAGUGUCUUCUGUGACCCCGAGACCUGCGCCUGCAGCAUUGCAGGGAUCAAGUGCCAGGUGGACCGCAUGUCAUUUCCCUGCGGUUGCACAAAGGAGGGCUGCACCAAUUCAACGGGGAGAGUGGAGUUUAACCCCAUCCGAGUGCGGACCCAUUUCUUGCACACCAUAAUGAAGCUUGAACUGGAGAAGAGUCGCGAGCAGCAGCAGGCGUCCCCCAACAAUGGCUACUGCGGCGAAACUAACGACCUGGGAAGCGGAGACCCCCACAUCCAGUCCCAGCACAGGUUGGAGUACUCUCUGUCCGACACUGUGCCACAGACGGCCAGUGUGCACCUGCAGAAUGCAGACGAGUCGGAGGAGCCGCUGGACGACGACGAAGAGGACGACGACGACGACGAGGAGGAAGAGGAAAAUGACGACGACGAGGAGGAGGACAGUAGCAGUGUCUGCAGCGGGUUGUCAGACUCCAGCACACAGAGCUUAGCCAACAGCGACUCUGAGGACGAGGAUUAUGAGGAUGAAGAAAAGUCGGAGAACUUUGACGACGACAUGGCGGCCGCCCCGGUGUCUCAUACUGAGGUGGUGCCUUUGUCCUCAGUGCUGUGUUACAGCAACGGCUCCCAUGACAACCACAUGAAUGGAAAUACUUUUUUAAUGAACUCCUCCUCAGCUGAGUACUAUCAGCUCGGCAGCGCCAGCGCUGUCUCCGGUGGCCAGACCAGCCACUCCAGUGAACCCUAUGGUGAACCUGUAGCAUUCCAAGAUCCAGUCAGCAUGGCCGGUGUCGGCGCGGCCCAGGCGCCGUUCAACUCGACGGCCGAGCAGUACACGGACUACUCCACUCAAGCCGCAGAACGAUACCCAGCCAGUCACCGUUUCCCCCUGACUAACGGUCACUCUGACCAGCCUUUGUCGCGCUACGCGCCCGGCCAGCAGGAGGAGGUGUCGCCCAAAGCGGCGGUCGUGGAGCAGCCAGAGAAGCAGAACCUGACACAGUUUCAAAACUACCUGAACAGUAACACCCAGAGUUCCAGCAGCGGCGGCAGCAGCCACAGCUCGCGUACGGCGGCCGAGCAGCCGCAGCAAGAGUCCAGUGUUAAUAGAAACUCUGACCUGACCUUACUAGCAAACAGUACUAAGAACCUCCCUUUACCAGACCAUUGCCCUGAGGUCACAGCCAUUUAGUGAGUCACAUCUUCUUAAGUGUUCUUUCAGUAUUGUGUCUCUCCUGGAGCCUGACCAAGUGGUCUUUUAAAGGGAACAUAGUCAUGGCAUUUUUAUUUAAUUAUCUGACCUUAAAUCUCAAAGCAAUUUAAAAGCACCAUAGUCCAUUUCCAUCUUUAACUAUAAAGCCAUAGAAUUGAGAGGGGGGGGGGGGGUUUUAAGCCACUGUUUGCUCUAGAAGGUUUCAGGAAGUAGAGUGUGUGUGUGUGUGCGUGUGCCGAACUGCACAAUGACAGGAUAAGAAAUGCAUCACAAAUAUCAGUUAUGUUAUGCUGUGCGAUGUACCUUGUAAUUUCAGAUGUAAAGUUCUAGUUUUAAGCAGAUAUCGUACUGUAAAUGUUACUUUUCUAUGUCUACUGUACGUGUCAUAUGUGCAAAAAAAAGGUUUAAUUGUCAGUUUAUUUAUUGUUAUAGAAUUAUGUGCAUACUUAUAUAUUGUACGUUUUGAUAACGAUGUGCAUGCUGGGUUUUUUUUCUCUGUGACAUGGGGCGGGGAUUACUAUUGUUUUAUAUCAAAUGUGUUGUAUACAUAGUGUACAUUUCUCUUCUUUUGUCACUAGUAUAUGCUUUCCUAUGGUUUGGAAAAGCAUGAAAAAAGCCUGAACUUUUCUUUUUCUUUUUCUUUGGAGUACAAGAUCAACUGUAACAAAGUCGGGACAUGUGGAAAUCGAUGUGCGGCGUAUUGCACUCACGUGUCGUGGCCCAGUGGCACGCAGUUGGUUUUCGACGGAUAAAUACUUGAACUGUGGGAAAACCAUUUCACUUCAACAAAAAAAAAAAAGUCUGAUUAGCGAGUGUCGCUGAAAAUGAAGAGUCUUUGAAGCAUUGCAUUGAUGCAGGGAUGUUGAUAAAGUUGCACUUUUCAUGUGUGUGAUAAGCUCUACGAAUCAUCAUAGAUAACAGAGCGCUGUCUUCAUAGCAGACCCUCGUUUGUAAGCGGUCUUGUUGACAAAGUAUUACCCCCUAACUGAUGUGCCAGUAUUUCAUGAAUUAAGUGGUCGUGAGAUUUCUGCUUUUGAACGCUGUCAAAAAUAUCGGAGAUGUUCAUUUAUGUGGAUCCAAUGAUGAUUGUUGCUUUGUUCUGUUGAAAUGUAACGUGCAAUAGUUUGAGGGUUUCU
This is a messenger RNA of Solea solea (common sole), 3879 nucleotides long. RefSeq names its product cysteine-serine-rich nuclear protein 3 (gene csrnp3). The coding region runs from base 887 to 2722 and encodes 611 amino acids. Lineage: Eukaryota; Metazoa; Chordata; Actinopteri; Pleuronectiformes; Soleidae. Gene Ontology annotation, cellular component: nucleus. Gene Ontology annotation, molecular function: DNA-binding transcription factor activity, RNA polymerase II-specific; sequence-specific DNA binding. Gene Ontology annotation, biological process: regulation of transcription by RNA polymerase II. The transcript has 7 exons. The record is from RefSeq and is a predicted model, not a curated record.